This is a messenger RNA of Caretta caretta (loggerhead turtle), 1816 nucleotides long. It is a transcript of the gene PRIM1, whose product is annotated as DNA primase subunit 1. Gene Ontology annotation, biological process: DNA replication, synthesis of primer. Lineage: Eukaryota; Metazoa; Chordata; Testudines; Cheloniidae. The record is from RefSeq and is a predicted model, not a curated record.
GCGCGAGCCGGUUCCCGCGCGCGCCGGCCGGUCCCUGCCCCUGCGGCCCGCGGGCCAUGGCCGGGUUCGAGCCGGGCUCCCUGCCCGACCUGCUGCCGCUCUACUACCGCCGCCUCUUCCCCCACGGGCCCUACGGGCGCUGGCUCAGCUACGGCGGGGUGGUGAAGAAUUACUUCCAGCGGCGGGAGUUCUCCUUCACGCUGCGCGAUGACAUCUACGUGCGGUACCAGUCCUUCAACAGCCCCCAGGAGCUGGAGAAAGAGAUGCAGAAAAUGAACCCCUAUAAGAUCGACGUGGGAGCCGUGUAUUCGCAUCGACCAAGCCAGUGCAACACCGUGCACCGGGGCGCCUUCCAGGCUCAGGAGAAGGAGCUGGUGUUCGAUAUAGACAUGACGGAUUACGACGACGUCCGGAGCUGCUGCAGCUCCGCUGAGAUCUGCUCCAAGUGCUGGACCCUUAUGACCAUCGCGAUCCGGGUCAUCGACCGCGCGCUCGUGGAGGAUUUCGGGGUGAAGCACCGCCUGUGGGUGUAUUCGGGCCGGCGAGGCGUCCACUGCUGGGUGUGUGAUGACGCCGUCCGGAAGUGGUCGUCCGCCAUGCGCUCCGCGACGGUGGAGUAUCUCACCCUCGUGAAGGGCGGGUCCGAAACCGUAAAGAAGGUGAACCUGACUGACCCCAUUCACCCGUUCAUCAGCAACUCGCUGAGUCUGGUGGAGCCGUACUUCGAAGAAUACGCCCUGGUGGGCCAGGAUAUCCUGGGCAGCAACGAGAGCUGGGAGAAGGUGGUUGCCCUCGUCCCAGAGCCGGUUCGAGAGAGCCUGCUGCGGGAAUUCCCCAAAAAGCGUGAUUCGCUCCAGCGCUGGGAGCUCCUGAAAAACAAAAUGGAUAAAUGCAGGCCCUCCCACGCGGAGUCGGAGAUCAUGUUGCAGUUCUGCUUCCCCCGGCUGGAUAUCAACGUCAGCAAGGGAGUCAGCCACUUACUGAAGAGCCCGUUCAGCGUCCACCCCAAAACAGGUCGUGUUUCGGUCCCGAUCGAUUUGCAGAAGCUGGAUCAGUUUGACCCGUUCGCCGUUCCAACCAUAAGCCGCCUCUGUAGUGAACUGGACACGGCUCAUGAGGAGGAGGAGGAGGAGGAUGGAGAGAAGGAAAACGAGGCGGAGCCAGUGCCCAAGCGUCGCACCAGGGACUACAAGAAAACCAGCUUGGCUCCUUACGUGAGAGUCUUCGAACGGUUCGUGGAGGAAAUGGACAAGUCUCGCAAAGGGGAGCUUCUCAGGAAGAGCGAUUUACAAGGAGAUUUCUGAGGAUUCUGGCGUCUCCGGGGGGAAAAUCUACGUCUGGGUAACUCUGCUGAGACUGAAGCUGAUCCUUCAACCCGGGGGCAGGCAGUGGAGAUUGUGUCUAGAUUGCUGUCCUUUGCCAGCACAGAAGGAAAGAGCACCCUGUGCUCUGGGGCAAACCAUUAUUAAUGGAAGAAGCUGCCUGACAGCCCCAGAUGCAUGAGAUUGGACCAUUGUAUUCGUCAUUUCUAAGCAAUGGUUCCCCAGGCCCAGCUCUUCCAGAUUUUGACCUCGACUGACUUAUUCCAGACAUCAAAGGCUACUCCAAUUGUCCCUCUUCCUGCUUAACUGUUCCCUUCUGGCUGCAGCCUGUGUAGUCCUCUCCCUGCUGUGGGAUUUAAUUCGCAAGCUCUUUAUCUCGGAGUGUCGAAUGACUCCAGGCAGCCUGGGUCUGAUGGCCCAGUAGGAGGCGGUCUGUGCAUCCUUCUUUUGUACUUUUUUAUGCACAAAGAAAACUAUUAAAGGGUUCUGUUGAA